Oncorhynchus kisutch (coho salmon) is the source of this 4702-nucleotide messenger RNA. It is a transcript of the gene katnal2, whose product is annotated as katanin p60 subunit A-like 2. The transcript is spliced from 17 exons. Lineage: Eukaryota; Metazoa; Chordata; Actinopteri; Salmoniformes; Salmonidae. Gene Ontology annotation, molecular function: ATP hydrolysis activity; ATP binding; protein binding. The record is from RefSeq and is a predicted model, not a curated record. Bases 58 to 1740 code for a protein of 560 amino acids.
UUCCACCCGGGUCUCUUUCUAGAGCUCCGACAUGCCGACCUGAAGAUCAGUGACGUCAUGAUUUGGUCUCGUAUGUUCCGAGUUCCCAGUUGUCUUGAACACGGCAUUUUGCCCCAACCACAAACCACAGUGUCACGCCGACAGAUCGCAACAUCCACAAUGGAACUUUCUUAUCAAUCUAUCAGAACCGCGAAUCAAGCAAGAGAGGCGGAUGAAAUGAGAACAGAGUCCAGAAGAAGAAAUCUACUCAUAUUAAUCUUUCAUCAUUUAAUGGAGGCAGGGUACAUGGAUGCUGCCAGUGCUCUGGAACAGGAUACCAAUGUCUGCUUCCGGCGGUUUGAAGUGUGUGACAAUAUAGACCUGGACACUGUGUUGAUGGAGUAUGAGAGUUACUACUUCAUCAAGUUCCAGAGAUAUCCCAAACUAACCAAGAAACUGCCAGAACCAGUUGAAAGUAGACAUGCAAGAAGUUGUGGAAAAAAGAGGGUCCCCUGCACUGGAGUUCAGCCCCUGCCCAGAAUAAACUCCUCCCACAGACCCCCCUCCAGGGGUGGAGUCAAGAAGACAGAACCCAAGAUGGUGGUCAAGGACGCCAGUAAAGCUGUUGGUGAGAACGGGGGGCGCUCAUCUCCUCCAGAGCCGACAGAGUUCGGCCUGAAUGUUUCCCCCAUCAUCAGGAACGGAGCAGGAGAAGGACAGAUGAAGAAGGGUCAGCUGAUUGACUGCAGAGGCCUUAUCCAGGAUGCAUCCAACAGUCUGUCAGAACCCAUGGAGCCUCUUCUGAAACCUCUCAGUGCCUUCAUUGGGAUGAACAGUGAGAUGAGAGAUCUGGCUGCUGUUAUUAGCAGGGACAUCUAUUUACAGAACCCCGCUGUGCGCUGGGAUGACAUUAUAGGCCUGCAGGCCGCCAAGCGAUUAGUCAAAGAGGCUGUCGUCUACCCUAUUAAGUAUCCACAGCUAUUCACUGGCAUCCUGUCUCCAUGGAAAGGUCUGCUGUUAUACGGACCUCCAGGUACAGGUAAGACACUGCUGGCCAAGGCUGUAGCCACAGAGUGUAACACCACGUUCUUCAACAUCUCAGCCUCCAGCAUCGUCAGCAAGUGGAGAGGAGACUCUGAGAAGCUGGUCAGGGUGUUGUUUGAGCUGGCUCGCUACCACGCCCCUUCCACCAUUUUCCUGGAUGAACUGGAGUCAGUUAUGAGCCAGAGAGGGACUGGAGGAGGAGGAGAGCACGAGGGCAGCAGAAGGAUGAAGACAGAGCUUUUGGUCCAGAUGGAUGGACUGGCCCGAUCUGAUGAUCUGGUUUUUGUCCUGGCAGCAUCUAACCUUCCCUGGGAGCUGGAUCAUGCCAUGCUGAGACGUCUGGAGAAAAGGAUUAUGGUUGGCCUUCCCUCUGACAAUGCCCGACAGGCCAUGGUCUCUCAUUGGCUGCCUCCACUCAGCUGCACUGGAGGGGUGGAGCUACGCACCGAGCUGGCCUAUGAGAUGAUUGCAAAGGCGACGGAAGGAUACUCUGGGUCUGAUAUCAGGCUGGUGUGUAAAGAAGCAGCCAUGAGACCAGUCAGGAAGAUAUUUGAUGCUCUAGAGAGCCACCAGCAGGGGAGCUGCAACAUGCCUGUCAUUCACCUGGAAACUGUGACAACAGACGACUUCCUGGAGGUGAUCGCUCACACCAAACCCUCGGCCAGGAACCUUAUAGACAAAUACACCGCCUGGGAGACUGAGUACGAGUCUGUGUGACACACUCAACAUAGCAAUAUACAGUGCCUUCAGAAAGUAUUCAGACCCCUAGACUUUUUCCACAUUUUGUUAUUUUACAACCUUAAUUUAAAAUGUAUUCAAAAAAAUAAUAAUUAACUUUUCAUUUUAUUUUUUAAAAUUUUACCCCUUUUCCUCCCCAAUUUCGUGGUAUCCAAUUGUUUAGUACCUACUAUCUUUUCUCUGGUACAACUCCCAAAGGGGCUUGGGAGAGACGAAGGUUGAAAGUCAUGUGUCCUCCGAUACACAACCCAACCAAGCCGCACUAACCCUAACCCUUCUUAACACAGUGGGCGCAUCCAACCCAGAAGCCAGCCGCACCAAUGUGUCAGAGGAAACUUCAUGCACCUGGCAACCUUGGUUAGCGUGCACUGCGCCCGGCCCGCAACAGGAGUCGCUGGUGCGCGAUUAGACAAGGAUAUCCCUACCGGCUAAGCCCUCCCUAACCCGGACGACACUGGGCCAAUUGUGCGUCGACCCCAUGGACCUACCGGGUGUGGCCGGUUGCGAACCCAGAGUCUCUGGUGGCACAGCUGGCGCUGCAGUACAGCGCCCUUAACCACUGCGCCACCCGGGAGGCCCUUAAAAGAUAAAAACUCAUCUACACACAAUAACCCUUAAUGACAAAGCGAAAACAGUUAAAAGAAAUAAAUAAACAGAAAUAUCUUAAUUACGUAAAUAUUCAGACCCUUUGAUAUGAGGCUCGAAAUUGUGCUCAGGGACAUCCUGUUUUCGUUGAUCAUCCUUGAGAUGUUUCUACAACUUGAAUCGAAUCCAUCUGUGAUAAAUUCAAUUGAUUGGACAUGAUUUGGAAAGACACACACCUGUCUAUAUGAGGUCCCACAGUUGACAGUGCAUGUCAGAGCAAAAACCAAGCUAUGACGUCUAAGGAAUUGUCCGUAGAGCUCUGAGACAGGAUUGUGUCAAGAAACAGAUCUGGGAAGUGUACCAAAAAAUGUCUGCAGCAUUGAAGAUCCCCAAGAACACAGCGCCCUUCAUCAGUCUUAAAUGGAAGAAGUUUGGAACCACCAAGACUCUUCCUAGAGCUGGCCUCCCAGCCAAACUGAGCAAUCAGGGGAGAAGGGCCUUGGUCAGGGAGGGGACCAAGAUCCCGAUGGUCACUCUGACAGACAUCCAUAGUUCUUCUGUGGAGAUGGGACAACCUUCCAGAAGGACAACCAUCUCUGCAGCAUCCCACCAAUUAGGCCUUUAUGGUAGAGUUGCCACUCCUCAGUAAAAGGCACAUGACAGCCCACUUGGAAUUUGCCAAAAGGCACCUAGACUCUCAGACCAUGAGAAACAAGAUUAUCUGGUCUUAUGAAACCAAGAUUGAACUCUUUAGCCUGAAUGCCAAGUGUCAAGUCUGGAGGAAACCUGACACCAUCUCUACGGUGAAGCAUGGUGGUAGCAUGAGGGUAUGUUUUUCAGUGGCAGGGACUGGGAGACUAGUCAGGAUUGAGAGAAAGAUGAACGGAGCAAAGUACAGAAAGAUCAUUGACGAAAACCUGGUCCAGAGCACUCAGGACCUCAGACUGGGGUGGAGGUUCACCUUCCAACAGGACUACGACCCUAAUCGCACAGCCAAAACAAUCAGGAGUGGCUUCAGGACAAGUCUCUGAAUGACCUUGAGUGGUCCAGCCAGAGCCCGGACUUGAACCCAAUCAAACAUCUCUAGAGAGGCCUGAAAAUAGCUGUUCAGCAACGCUCCCCAUCCAACCUGACAGAGCUUGAGAGGAUCUGCAAAGAAGAAUGGAAGAAACUUCCCAAAUACAGGUGUGCCAAGCUUGUGGCGUCAUACCCAAGAAGACUCAAGGCUGUAAUUGCUGCCAAAGGUGUUUCAACAAAGUACUGAGUAAAGGGUCUGAAUUUCUUUCAUCUAAAAAACAGUUUUUGCUUUGUCAUUAUUGGGUAUUGUGUGUAGAUUGAUAUGGGAUUUUUUUUAAUUAAAAUUUAGAAUAAGGCAGUAACGUGACAAAAUGUGGAAAAGGUCAAGGGGUCUGAAUACUUUCCGAAUGCACUGUACAUAUCUGUAGCAAUGAGCAUCUUAGAUUAGCAAUACAAUGUAAUAGGUCAGUGUGUCUGUACAUAGGGCUUGUCUGAGACAGAACCUAGGUCAGUGUGUCUGUACAUAGGGCUUGUCUGAGACAGAACCUAGGUCAGUGUGUCUGUACAUAGGGCUUGUCUGAGACAGAACCUAGGUCAGUGUGUCUGUACAUAGGGCUUGUCUGAGACAGAACCUAGGUCAGUGUGUCUGUACAUAGUGCCGGUCUGAGACAGAACCUAGGGCAGUGUGUCUGUACAUAGGGCUGGUCUGAGACAGAACCUAGGUCAGUGUGUCUGUACAUAGGGCUUGUCUGAGACAGAACCUAGGUCAGUGUGUCUGUACAUAGGGCUUGUCUGAGACAGAACCUAGGUCAGUGUGUCUGUACAUAGGGCUUGUCUGAGACAGAACCUAGGUCAGUGUGUCUGUACAUAGGGCUGGUCUGAGACAGAACCUAGGUCAGUGUGUCUGUACAUAGGGCUUGUCUGAGACAGACCCUAGGUCAGUGUGUCUGUACAUAGGGCUUGUCUGAGACAGAACCUAGGUCAGUGUGUCUGUACAUAGGGCUUGUCUGAGACAGAACCUAGGUCAGUGUGUCUGUACAUAGGGCUUGUCUGAGACAGAACCUAGGUCAGUGUGUCUGUACAUAGGGCUUGUCUGAGACAGAACCUAGGUCAGUGUGUCUGUACAUAGGGCUUGUCUGAGACAGAACCUAGGUCAGUGUGUCUGUACAUAGGGCUUGUCUGAGACAGAACCCAGUGUUUCUGUACAUAGGGCUUGUCUGAGACAGAACCUUUGGUAAAAACGGUUUCUGGAACUUCACUGAAGAAAUGGAAGGUUGCUGACCUGUGUUUUAUACAGCUGAAUGGAUUCUCUAUGUUCAAUUAAAGACAAUAUGAGUCA